UGAGCGCUGAAAUGCGGCUUCGGGGCGUGCGGGGCUGGCUUCUCCGAGGCGGGCGGGCGCAGGCGGCCGGGCGGGCAGGCAGGGUGUGCGCCGCACUUCCAGCCCGGCUCCCGGAGUGGCCAGGCGGCAAAGGUGCGUGUCUGGAAAGCCCCCUCCAGUCCCGGCAUUAGCAAAGCAGGACCUGGACCUGAAGCUGCGCCCACUGCCUGCUCCGUGGGCCUGAGCUGAGCCGAGAGAACCGAGGUCCUGGCACGUUGUGCCCACCCCAGAAGAACCGUUGGGUGGAGGGGCGGUGAAUGAGGCAGUGUGACAGCAUCCUAGCCUGGUGAAGAGGAGACAGAAGGACUCCACACCGCAGGACAUCCUGCCACUGGGACGUCGUGGGGCUCUUCAAAAUCCCACCCCUUCACUAAAAAAAGGGGGGCGGGAGAACAUUCCCCAAACCGAAAUCCACCAAGACUCUGGAGAACUUUCAAAAAGGGGCCUCAAGGCAUACCCUCCCUGGACCCCUCAGUUACAGAUUUCUCCUCCCUGCCUGCAGCGGCUCCCCUUGACUAGCCAGCGGCAUUCGACUCCUGUUGGCAUCUUUGGGACGAACUGGGAAAGCCGCUUUGAGAUCCAGUCUGCAUCCAGAACUGAAAACUGUUUGCUCAUUCUUCCCUCCACCCCGCCCUAUUUUGGUAUUCUCAGCAUCGGGACAGCGGAGAUUCGAAGACUAAGAAACCUUUCCGACAGAACUGCUUUUGGAUCCAAGCAUAUUGGUCGUGUUUCUCCCUCCUUGUUUUAAUCCUCCCCUCUCAUUCCCCCCCUUCCCUCCAAAUUUUCCCCUCCUCUUCCCUCCCCUUCCUCUCCCUCUAACUUUUUUUUUCGGGUGACACUUGGCAAAGCUCGGGGGAGCACGCUACCUGCAGGAUCCUUGCUAGACGGAAGCCCCUUGGAAAGGGCUGUUAUUGCUCACCUCGAGCCCACUGGCGAGAGCCAGAGCUGGGCUCCUCCAGAGAAUUGCAAGCAAGAAUUCUCUCCUGCAGCCAAAAGGGGGCCGGGGGAAAGGCUCCUUCCAGCAGCCGCAGCAGGAGGAGGAGGCGGAAAGAGGAGGGAGGGGGAGUCCUUGGGCUCGCUAACCCUCGCCUCGCCUUAGUUCGGCUUUGAGGGGAUGCCGACCGCAAGUCCUGGCUGCGCUGUUUAAUGCUCCGCGCCGGCUCUCCGACGAGCAGAGGGGCUUACCUGGAGCGGGGUUGGACGCAUUCGGCCCUGAUGACCGCUCCGAAAUCGGAUUUCAGAUGCAUGCCAGGUUUCCAGUGAAUGCCAGAAGUCCAGCGCGCUCCCCAUGGAUGCUCCAAAUCCACAUGGCAGCGGUGGGUCAUUCGUGGUGAUCCAGCAGCCUUCCUUGGAUGGCCGGCAGAGGUCGGACCACGAGAGGGAGAGCCAGACCACCACUAUCUUGUCCCUGGACCAGAUCAAAGCCAUCAGAGGCAACAACGAGUACACCGAAGGGCCUUCAGUGCUCAAAAAGCCUGGCCCCCGGCUAGCGCCCAGACCGGAGAAGCAUGAGCGAACUCAUGAAAUUAUCCCCCUCAACGUGAAUAACAAUUCUGAGCACCGACCCCCAGGCCACGUGGGCCUCCCAGCUAACUCUGCUCGGGCUCCUGUGCUGAGCAGGUCCAUCAGUACCGGGAGUGCGGCCAGCUCGGGCAGCAACAGCAGCGUGUCCUCGGAGCAAGGCCUGCUGGGAAGAUCCCCUCCCUCCCGUCCGGGGCCGGGCCGGCAGGUGGAAAGGGUGAUCCGGUCCCAGCCCAAGCGGGCCGCCUCCGUCACGGAGGACCUCAAAGUUUCCUUGAAGGAGGAGCCCACGGCCCAGCACCAGUUCAUCUGCGAGCGCUGUGGGAAGUGUAAGUGUGAAGAGUGUACAGCCCCCCGGGCCCUGCCCUCGUGCCUGGCCUGCGACCGCCAGUGCCUGUGCUCGGCCGAGAGCAUGGUGGAGUACGGCACCUGCAUGUGCCUGGUCAAGGGGGUCUUCUACCACUGCUCCAACGACGACGAGGGAGACUCCUACGCAGACCGCCCCUGCUCCUGUUCCCAGGCCCAUUGCUGCUCGCGCUACCUGUGCAUGGGCACCAUGGCCCUCUUCCUGCCCUGUUUACUGUGUUACCCCCCGGCCCAGGGGUGUCUGAAGCUCUGCCGGGGCUGCUAUGACCGCGUCACGCGCCCCGGCUGCCGGUGUAAGAACUCCAACACCGUCUAUUGUAAGCUGGACAGCUGCCCCUCGCGGGCUCAGGGCAAACCCUCCUGAUGAGCGGAGGUGGACUGACCUUGGGAGGGUCCCAGCUUUCAGCUUGUGACUGCGGGUUUGUUUUCCUCUCUGCUCAUCCCUUCUCCUCCUCGGGUCCCACCUCUCUCCUCUGCUGCUGGGUUUCCUCCCUCUGCUUCCUGUGGAUGACCUGUGGAUGGUGACCUUGCACCUGGCUCCCACCUUGGACGAGAGCCUCAGGGCUGACCCGCCUCUUGUGUUCAGAGCAUGGCUUUCCGAAGGCCUGCUUACACUUUGUGGGGCGGUUUUGGGGUGUGUGUGUGUGUGUGUGUAUGUGUGUGUGUGUGUGUGUGUGUCGAUUUCCUUGUGGUGGAGUGCUAAAAGAAUAAUCCAUUUAAUUUCUGGAGUAAGCUGGGGAAUGAAUGGAGUUCCCCUUAGAACUUUCUUCAUGGGGUUUGAAUCUUCCCUUGAGAGUGUAGACUUGUCUUCAUGGUGCAUAAAGUUUCUUUUCCACUUCUCUUCCCUUUACCCCACCCUCUUUGCUUCUGUCCUCUCUUCUUCUCCUCCCUCCCUCCCUUCCAACCCUCAGUUUUGGCAUUAGCUCAUUCCAGGAAAUUGCCAAGCGUGUCCUUCCUGCCCCCUGGAAUUUCUGAUUUUCUCGACAAUAUAAAUGUUCUCCUUGGAGUCCUGUUGGCUGCCCAUGGUACCCUCCCCCAUCUAUUAGAUCUCUUCAACCCCUUUCUGUUUCUCUCCCCGCCAUUCCCUCCUCCCUCUUUCAGAUUCUGCUAACCUGGGUGGUAUUUGUAUAUCUGAGUUAUCUUCUGGGGCCCCUGACUCAAGUCAUCUAAAACGUGCCUGGCUCUCUUUCUUCUGCAUCCUCCCCCACAACGUCCCCCGUCCCCCAUUCCCCUUACCUUCCCAAUCCCUGCCUUAGAGCUGCAGGCCCGUCAAGUUGAGCCCUGCAGGUGAGCAGACCCAUUCUGACCUGACCCAGGCCAGCAUUGCCUUAGCCACACGUUGUGGCAUCCUUGUAUAUUGUAUGUAUAAAUCACAAAGUUGAAUUCUGACUAUUUUUAAGACAAAAGUCUGUUAAACUUUUUUAUUGUAAAGAAUAUUUAUUAUGUGAAUCUCUAUUAUUUUAUGAUAUUUAUUGCAAAGGACUGUCAAAAUGUACUCAUGUCUGAAUAUAACAAAAAUAGCAGUACCUAACGAAAAAUAAGGGUGACACAAAGAAAGUACCUAUGUUAACUAUAAUGCAGAAAAUAUAUUAAUUAAUGAAAGGGUCU
Messenger RNA from Dromiciops gliroides (monito del monte), 3534 nucleotides. It is a transcript of the gene SPRY1, whose product is annotated as sprouty RTK signaling antagonist 1. The record is from RefSeq and is a predicted model, not a curated record. The transcript has 3 exons. Gene Ontology annotation, biological process: negative regulation of Ras protein signal transduction; negative regulation of fibroblast growth factor receptor signaling pathway; negative regulation of MAP kinase activity. NCBI's taxonomy places the organism in Eukaryota, Metazoa, Chordata, Mammalia, Microbiotheria, Microbiotheriidae. Bases 1328 to 2290 code for a protein of 320 amino acids. Gene Ontology annotation, cellular component: cytosol; membrane.